GCCAAGAUGGCGUUGAGAGAGCUGUCCUCGUUGGAGAAAUUUCUUGGAUUAAAAAAGCCUAAUAAAUACAGCACACAGGGAGACAGAAAGGUUCCUGUUCUCCAGAGCAACAGUGGACCUGGUCUGGUUGGACUGGUGACCAUCGCCACCCAGCUGACCCAGGAGGCGAAGAGACCUGACCUUCUGGGAAAAUCCGCAGAGGAGAGAGCCGUGGUACAACAGUGGCUGGAGUACAGAGUUGCCAGGCUAGAGUGUUGUGUAAAAGAGGACAUCAAGACCAUACUGAAGGAUCUGAAUACAUACCUAGAGGACAAAGUUUACCUGGCAGGGAAUCACAUCACCAUCGCCGACCCACUCAUGUACUAUGGCCUGCACCCCGUCAUCAUGGACUUAGCUGUAAUGGACAAGGAGAAGUACCUGAACGUGACCCGAUGGUUCGACCACAUGCAGCACUACCCCGGCGUCCGGCACCACCUGCCCCCUGUAGUGGUCUUGAGGAACAGAGUCUACACCAGCGGCCACCACUGACCUCUUCCACCCCUUUCCUCCACACACACACGCACCCCCGACCACCUCCAGCCUCUACACACGCCCCCAUCGUCCAAAGCAAAACAGGUGGGCAUCAUGGAUGGGGCCACUAUGUGGUUGAAGGGGCCGGGUGACUAUUUGGCUGCUGACUGGCUUUGUGGAGGGGGGUAUCUGAAGGCAAAUUCCAUCCUAAUCUGCUUAGCGUCCCCAACUUAAUGAUCAGGGUCUGCCUCCCCAAAGGUAGAGGAAGAAGGCAAGCUAGUACGCAAUAGUGUUCUCCAACCUGGUGCUCUUGUGUUUAGUUCCUAUGUCAUAGUGUUGUUUGUUUUUAUCAUUGGAAUCCAUGGUUUUUGUGUUAACUUAUGUUUGCAAGGAUGGCUAUAAGGCUGUUAGGAUGCCACUACACAAGGGACUGCUAGGAAUAACAAUGGCUAUUAGAUGUAUUAAGGUUUGUCUACAUUUGAGCCAGAUGUGAAAAGAGGAAAACUGGUCCACAAUGGGAUCAAAUUGCCUCUUGUUUUUUUUUCUCCUUUGUUCAUCUUCCAAGUCAAAUUUGACAGUUUGGCUUUCUCUGUUACAACUGAACAGCCAGGCAAUCUUGGCCACACACACACACGCCAUGACACACAUAUCCCACUACAUCUGCAUCUAUGAAGCCUCAUACAUUUCAGCCUCUCUCAUGCCUUUACCCCACUCCCUAUCUGUCUCCAUUUCAGUCCCCCAUCUUUCUUUCUCUCACUCACCCACUCUUCUCCCUCUCUCUCUCUCUCUCUCUCUCUCUCUCUCUCUGUCUCUCUCUCUCUCUCUCGCUCUCUCUCUCGUCUCCCACCACUCGUGUGGGCAGUAGCCUGUAGUUCAGAUCAGUCGCUUCGGCUCGACUUGGCCUGUGUUUAUGCUGAGGGCCAGAGGCCAGCCUGCAGCACCAGCUGUGGUUGAGGAACAAACGAGAGACAGAGCGAGGGAGAGAUGGAGCAGAUAGCUAUUGCUGCUGCAGUUGCUACAGUACAUCCACUGGGUUGCUGCGGGUAACGUCCACGCAUCGUGUGUCAUUUCAUUUUACCCACGUCCCCCCUGGCCGCACCGUGGGCUGGGAAAUCCACCAGUGACACAACAACAAGCCCUGGCGCAGACGCGCUUUCCUCUCUCUGAAAACAAUGGCCUCGCUCGGCUGCAAGGUUUUUUUUUUUUUGUUCAGUGUCGGAAAGGCUGCGAGCGUCUGCUCCCGAUGGCUGAGCUGAACUUCGCUUGAAAUGCUCUGGAGUUCAUAAGGCCAGCUGUCGUGCAGAUAACCAGUGCAAUCCAUUCUUUAGGCUAGACAAUGUGAAAUGAGCAACCAGGGCUCCAGCCAUGAAGUCAUGAAUAAUGUAACAAUGUUUCACUUGUUUGUGAUCUAUAUUUUUGGUAUGGGUUAGACAUAUUCCUUGUUGCAAUAUGAAGCCGUGGUACACUGCAGUACAGCUAGCGUUGUCAUUGUGUAGGAUUGUAGGCUACAUGCCUUUCGUGCAGCACAUGGCCAAUAAGGUUCUGAGUCGGUCUGUCCCCUUUCGUUUGCAGUGGAAAAUCCUUGUGUAAUGAAAGUUGGUCAUAUUGCAUAUUUGCCUAUCUGCAAUGCAUUACGCUGAUAAAAACUCUUCUCUGCCUCCUCUGAUCUUUUAUUGUGUUUCCCCUACCCCUUAAGCCUUCUUUAUGAAAUGUCUGCUGCUUUAAAGCUGAGGUUUGUGUGAUUUAACGUCAACAGAACUUGUCGUCCUGUGCCAAUGAAUAAAAAGGGAAAACACAAAGCCAUUAAGUGCA
This is a messenger RNA of Alosa alosa (allis shad), 2322 nucleotides long. It is a transcript of the gene eef1e1, whose product is annotated as eukaryotic translation elongation factor 1 epsilon 1. Lineage: Eukaryota; Metazoa; Chordata; Actinopteri; Clupeiformes; Clupeidae. The transcript is spliced from 4 exons. Gene Ontology annotation, cellular component: nucleus; cytoplasm; aminoacyl-tRNA synthetase multienzyme complex. Bases 7 to 528 code for a protein of 173 amino acids. Gene Ontology annotation, biological process: positive regulation of DNA damage response, signal transduction by p53 class mediator. The record is from RefSeq and is a predicted model, not a curated record.